Molecule: messenger RNA, 1512 nt
Organism: Lottia gigantea (owl limpet)
Lineage: Eukaryota; Metazoa; Mollusca; Gastropoda; Lottiidae
Exons: 11
Coding region: 1-1512 (503 amino acids)
Biological process (GO): intermembrane lipid transfer; ceramide transport
Cellular component (GO): cytosol; membrane; cytoplasm
Molecular function (GO): ceramide 1-phosphate binding; ceramide 1-phosphate transfer activity
Source: RefSeq, a predicted model, not a curated record
AUGGAAGGUGUUUUGUGGAAGUGGACCAACUAUCUGUCAGGUUGGCAGCCCCGUUGGUUCGUACUGGAUAAUGGUAUUUUAUCAUAUUAUAAAUCACAAGAAGAUGUUAACAAUGGUUGUAAAGGAUCCAUUAAAAUGUCAGCUUGUGACAUCUCAGUCCAUCAUUCAGACAGUACAAGACUGGACCUGAUAAUUCCUGGAGAACAGAGAUAUUAUGUGAAAGCUGCUAACUAUCAGGAGCGGCAGGCAUGGUUAGUGGCACUUGGUUCCUCAAAGGCAGCGUUCAAUAGUUCACAAAAUAGACCGGAAUCAGGAGAGAUGUCUCCAGAUAUUAUCAAAUACAAGAAAUCAGAACUACGAUUGUACUGUGAUCUAAUGAUGCAACAGGUCCAUAGCGUGAAAGAAAUUGCUACAGUGGAGGGUGGUACCAUCAAUCAAGAGAAACUAACAGAAGCAUCUCAUCUGUUAGGGGCUACUUGUGACACAUUCAUCCAGACGUUAGAAGACUGUAUGAAUUUAGUCAGUACCAUGCCAGUCUAUGAAAUGCCUCAUCAACACAUUAUGGAUUCAGCCAUUCCAUUAUCUCCUGCCCAUGGACGCAUCAAGAGGGGUAUAAUACCAACUCCAUCGCCACGACAACGCACGCAUUCAGACAGUUCUCAUUCCGAUACUCCUGGUCCUGAACAUUCCAUGAACGGACCGGUCCGAAAUCGUCCGUUAUUAAAGGAAGAAGAUGCCAUUCCUGAACAGCCAGUUGAAAUUGUAGUCACCAAGGUAGAUAACUCUGUCCAGUCCUCAACAUCCAAACAGACGGUCAGCUCUGAAGAUCUUGAUUCACCAGAAGAUUUCCAAGAUGCCAUCGAUUCCAAAAUCCCGACAUUUUUUUCUACUUUAAACCAAAGUUUUACGCCAGAAGACGUAAUGAGUCCAGAUGGUAUUAUAGUAUCAUUAUUUCUUGAAGCCUGUCACAAUAUUCUACCCUUAUUUGUAGAUAAAUUAAACAGUACAGCGUUCGCCCCUGUUAAAAUGGAUUUUACAGGCAAUAUAAGAAAAAUACGACAAAAAUAUUCCAGUAAACCUGAAGAGUUCACAACCCUACAGAGAAUUGUCUGCAAUGAAAUAAAAGCUAAUCAACACACCAGUUCUAAUUCAGCCACCGUGGCUAUCUUAUGGUUAAAUAGAGGUUUGGAAUUUAUCCGUGAAAUUUUGAGGGAAGUAAACAGCGGGGAAAUGGACCUAUCAAAAUGUGCGUAUGGAGCAUAUGACAGAACAUUGAAACCCUACCAUGGCUGGGUUGUUCGUGGAAUAUUUGCUGUUGCUGUGAAAGCUUUACCUUAUCGGGAUGAUUUUCUGACCCAUCUAGCUGUAACAGACUGUGACAUAAAAAGUCCAAUAUUCAUUCAUUCCUUACAAGAAGAUAUUGAAGAUUACGUGAAAAACCUGGACCAAACUAUUCAAGUUAUUCACCAGUUUUAUAAGGACCAUGAUUUGAAUAAUGAAGAUCCAAUUUAG